GGAUGUUUCGCCUUCGAGUACUUGCCACUGUGGCAGGCCUAGGAGCUAUUUCCCGAGGUUACCAUGGAAUGGCACAUCUCACCAGAAGCAGGCAAAGACUUAUGAUGGCAGCUUUCAUAGGAGCAACUGCAGCAACAGCAAGUGCAGGACUCCUAUGGAAGAGAGCUUAUGCAGAAGCAUCAUCGUCUGUAAAACACAAUGCAAGGACAGAAGCUAAUGAAAAAGUGAAGGACCAAGAAGAAGAGAAUGGUGAGGAUGAUAGAAGGACUAUUGAGUCAAAUGGUGGAGGUACACAGCCAGAAGAGAAGAAGAAGAAACAACGUUCUGGAUUUAGAGACCGUAAGGUGAUGGAAUAUGAGAACAGAAUCCGAGCUUACUCCACUCCAGACAAAAUCUUCAGAUACUUUGCCACCUUGAAAGUAAUAAAUGAGCAUGGAGAAUCAGAAGUGUUUAUGACACCACAAGAUUUUGUGAGAUCUAUUACUCCCAAUGAAAAACAACCAGAACAUCUAGGUCUGGAUCAGUUUGUAGUGAAGCGGUAUGAUGGAAAGGAUUUCUGGCAGACAGAGAAGUUAUCCCAAGAACGAGAGAAGUUUGCGGAUGAAGACAGUAUAUUUUAUACACUUGGAGAAUGUGGGCUCAUCUCUUUUUCUGACUACAUCUUCCUCACUACAGUUCUUUCCACUCCCCAGAGGAAUUUUGAAAUUGCCUUCAAGAUGUUUGAUUUGAAUGGUGAUGGUGAAGUGGACAUGGAGGAGUUUGAGCAGGUCCAGAGCAUUAUUCGCUCCCAAACGUGCAUGGGCAUGCGUCACAGAGACCGUUCUACUACAGGAAAUACUUUAAAGACUGGCUUCAGCUCUGCCCUGACAACGUACUUUUUUGGAUCUGAUCUGAAAGGAAAGCUAACAAUCUCAAACUUCUUAGAAUUCCAGCGCAAACUUCAGCAUGAUGUUCUGAAGCUUGAGUUUGAACGGCAUGACCCUGCGAAUGGGCGGAUCACUGAGCGUCAGUUCGGUGGCAUGCUGCUGGCAUAUAGUGGAGUGCAGUCAAAGAAACUCACACUCAUGCUUAAGCAACUCAGGAAACAUUUUCAGGAUGGAGAGGGGCUGACGUUUGAGGAGGUGGAAAGCUUUUUUACUUUUCUGAAGAAUAUAAAUGAUGUGGACACGGCUUUGAGCUUUUACCACAUGGCUGGAGCAUCUCUUGAUAAAGUCACCAUGCAGCAAGUAGCCAGGACAGUGGCAAAGGUGGAGCUCUCAGACCAUGUAUGUGAUGUGGUGUUUGCACUUUUUGAUUGUGAUGGGAAUGGAGAAAUGAGCAACAAGGAAUUUGUUGCCAUUAUGAAACAGCGGCUUAUGAGAGGCUUGGAGAAGCCCAAAGACAUGGGAUUUACACGACUCAUGAGGGCAAUGUGGAAAUGCGCUCAGGAGACAGCUUGGGACUUUGCCAUGCCCAAACAGUAACUGCAGCAAAUGGAGAAACCUGGCUUACAACAUGCUAAUGGGACCAUAAAUCUACCUGUACUGCUUCUCCAGAACAUACCAUUAUCAGAUGUUCUGCACACAGAAAUCUACUGAAUGACAGUAGACCCAUUGCUAAAUUGAACUAGAAAAAAUCACCCAGAAGACACAAACUGUUAACAGCUGGAGUUUUUCCAAACACUAGAACAGAAAUCAGAGCCUGCUGUGUCUUCUGCUUUUAUUUUUCCUUGGCUGUUGCCUCUUUAA
Molecule: messenger RNA, 1727 nt
Organism: Pelodiscus sinensis (Chinese soft-shelled turtle)
Lineage: Eukaryota; Metazoa; Chordata; Testudines; Trionychidae
Source: RefSeq, a predicted model, not a curated record